Pararge aegeria (speckled wood butterfly) is the source of this 2409-nucleotide messenger RNA. RefSeq lists its product as uncharacterized. Lineage: Eukaryota; Metazoa; Arthropoda; Insecta; Lepidoptera; Nymphalidae. The record is from RefSeq and is a predicted model, not a curated record. The transcript is spliced from 5 exons. Bases 168 to 1967 code for a protein of 599 amino acids.
AACAUUUUUCUAAUUCUUGUUUGUUAUAUUUUUCAUGUUUUGAUUUAGCAUUUUUGGGAUAUGCACGACAUCUUUUAAUAAGCAGUAAAUUAAAAUAAAGUAACAAUAAUCUACUGUAAUGCUCCGAAACAUCAUAUUGUGCAGCAAUUUUUUUCUCCACAUUCACAAUGGAUCAAAGUCGUGUAUAUAUUCGACAAGCUCUUAAUAAGUUGUUACCGUCAUCUAUUAUUGGUGAAGUUACCUGCUUUGUGUUCUACGAUCACCAUCCAAGUGACCAACGCAGCUUGGACGUGACUGUAUAUACGAAUAGUGGUGAAGUACUGGAGUAUAACCAACGUGAACUUGUAUCAUCCUUACGUCUACAAACCGUUAGUGAAGUCACGAAUUUAGAAAUUUUACGUAAUAACAAAUGCGAGCUUUUUUAUUUAGUGGCCGCAAAGGAUGAGAUCUUGAUUUUAUCAACGAAAGAUAACCUUCGAAUUCAUAAUAGAGUUACUAAUGUUGGGUCAUACACAUUAGAUGAUGUAGAGUGUACGGGGCAAGCUUGUUUGAACAUAAUUCGGAGCGACGAUGCUGUUCCGCUAGUAUUUGAUGAUAAUUUUACUAAACUGACUGAAUCUGAAAGUGUAUUCACAAAAAUGCAAUUGCCCCAAGAAGAGAAAGCAAUAAAGAAUAUACAAUCUGAAGAAUCCCUGCCUAUUGUCAAACAACUUAUGACUAAGCUAACUGCAGCAAAGUACACAACAAAACAUAAUGAGACCAAGUAUAACGACUAUGUCAACAUGAGGCAAGCUGCAGCUUUUUCCCUCUAUCAAAAGGAAACAUUUAAAUCAAACGAUGCUGUUUCUAAACUUGGUUUAUAUGAGGUUUCCAAUAUACUGCAAGUAACAGUAAAACCUCCUGUUGUAAAAAUGUGCAAUCAAAAAGUAGUUAUUAUAAUAAACCUAAGAAAUAAUAACAAUGUGCCUAUAAAAGAAAUAUGUGUUCUUCUAUUAAGUGAGUCAAAGCAAGCCAUAGAAUACAGUACAAAAGUCUUUGAGAACACUCUCAAAUCACCACACUGGAAGGAAUCAGAUGCCCAAAUAACUAGUUACAAUGAAGCAACAGUAGUUGCUGUGGUAAAUCUAGCAGAGCUUCAGUUUGAUGAAAUGAGUAGAAUAGAUUUUGAAAUUGCAGUAUCUUUUACUAAAAGUGGCAAAACUCAUAUGCUACCGAUUGAGAGUGUUUCAAUAUCACCAAUGGAUGUUAUGGGAGAGAACUUUGAUGUAUUGUUCUGCAGUGAUGUCGACUCCACAUACUUGAUUUUAUGUAUAAUGUCUACUUCAGAAUGCUUUGAUCUACGCCUCAGGCAUAUAACAAAAUUGGACGACAAUGUGGUUACACUGUCUGAAAUAUUUCACACGCAUUUAAAAAUGGAGAAGUGCCUAGAUAAUGUUGCUAUACAUAAAGUUACACCAUUUCACAAACUUUACGGCGCUAUGGUGGUUUUUCAGGAUAAUAUUGAGAACACUAAGAUAAUGAGUGUAAAAGUUUAUACACGGUUCCCUUCUCAGGUAUUGGCGUUAAUGCACUACAUAUACGACGCUGUACCAUAUAGAAUAAUUGCGACAACAUCCGACUACAAGAUAUCAGAAAUUAACAACGAUCUGUCAAGUUACAACGAAAAGUCGCAAACGACUGAAGAUAUCAAUUAUAUAGGUUGUGCAUCAUCAGUUAUGAAUCAAAUAAAAUUAAUAAAUGAACAUAUUAAUGAAUGCACGAUAAAGAUGAGCCAAGAUAGAAGCGCAGCGAUCCAGAAUAAAGUUGGGAUCGAAGUAGACAUGAUGGCUCUAGGUGUGCCCAAAUAUUUAGAGUUCAGAAAAAAAAUACUUGAAGAAAACUUGAUGGGAAUUAAAAGUAUAUCAUUCAACGAAACCCCUUCAUCUGAUGAUGCUGAUCCGGACUGUAUGAUCAUUGAUGAUUUUUAAAUGAAAAAUAAAUGUGAUAAUAAAGUUAGAGCUACGGUCAUCAAGGUUAAACGCGUGACUGAAGAAUUUAUGGAUGUUUUGAAUUUAGAUAAGAAUUCAUAACGUUAAAAUUUAGAUAUGAGUUAUUCUCAAAAAUAAUCAUGAAUGUGUAAUGUUGGACAAUCCAUAAUCAGAUACUGAUGUGGAUCAUUGAUGUUUGAUAUUUGUAUUUCUUAAACAAUUGUGAUUGUGCCAAACGGGCUGAGUAACUAAAGUUGAAUAUAAGAAGAUGGAAGUACAGGGCAUGAAAAGUAAUGUGAUUAUUUUACUGUGAUUUUUAUAUUUAUUUUAACAUAUGCUUGGACAAUAAACACAUCGCCAUCCAACUCCUAAAGUAAGCGUAGCUUGUGUUAUAAGUGCUAAGAUGAGUGAUGAAUAAUGUGAAUAAACACUUUUAUAUACA